GUACAUCACAUAACGUACUAACGUUACUAACGCGUUACUUUUUUCAGUAACAGGUCAUCUAACUAAUUACUUCUACUGUCAGCCAACCUUCCCCCCCAGGCACAGAAAGAACGGAAACUGAUAAUAUGUACUUAAGGCAGGAAAAUGCAAAAAAAAUAAAAAUGGAGAGCAUACAAACGUAUUCAAGAGUCAAAUUGCAUAUUGAGUACUAUAAAUUCCUACAUGUUGGCAGGUGUGUGCUAACUUUGAAAGCACACCCCACUAUUUGAGAAGCACUGCCUUAACUCAAUUUUUUGUAGACCAGGUCCAAGCACCACACACCUGCCCUGCCCUGCGCUGCACCUGCGCACCUGCGCACCCGCGCUUCCCCCAAUCCCAGCGGUUGUAAAGUGUCAAAGAGGGAGAAGAGAAGGCGUAAGAGGGUUUAACACAGCCAAGUGUAAUCUUAACCAAUCAAAUGAAUGUCUCUUGAAUUCACCACAUACGCCACCUGGUGGGACACCUCAUGUGUUCCUGACAAUUACAUUAAACACAGCAGCAGGCUAAUCCAGGCAUCUUACUUGUUUUCCACCAGCAUUCCUGAUCUACAUGGCCAAAUAAUAGAACCUUUCAUGGUAUAUUGGCACCAUCUCCUCAUCAUCAUCCUUGACAAAACAUGAACAGUAAAAUAAAAAAUGUCCUACAGCCAGAUUAUCACUACCAACUUUAUAUUCAUGCUUGUUUUUACCUUGUUGUUCAUUAUUAGUUGUCUAAGGGCUCACUUUCUCUGUUUCCACAAUGUCAGCAUUGCGUGUUGGUUCAUUUGCAUACUAACAGUGAUUGGUGGUUACUGAGGGGACAGGAGAGGAACGAGGAGGGGGGGCUAUAUCUGGGAUAUGAAAAAGCAUCCACCACAGCCACGGAGAUGAGUGAUGAGUGGAUCUUUUUUGUGUUUUUUCUAGCCGAAUUUUCACCCCUAAAAUGUUGAUUGGGGGGGGGGCAAGCCAUUGAUUUAAUGCCCCCUCACACCCCACCCACCCAAGUGUAGAACCGGCCAGGUUGACAUAUUUUCAGCAAGUUAGAGUUCCCAUUAUGCAUGACGUUUUUGAUCUGAUAUCAGAUGUGAUGGGAUAAUUAAUACAAAAAUGUACAUGCUGGUUCAGACGCUUCAACUAAAUGGUGGAUGCUGGUUGCAUUGAAAUGUGACUGACACGCUGAAAAACCUGCCUGUGAGGUUUUGGUGUGCCUGUGUGCUUUUCACUGUGAAAAUUUGGUGACCUCCCCUGGUGUACCGCCACGCCCAUCUCGCCACAGUCCAGCCUACCAAAUUGACUACACACAGUGGUGCGCUGGACCAAAUUACCACUGCGUGGGGUGCGCCACCAUCCACUACCAUGCGGCACCUUGCGCUGCGCCACAAAAUUACAGCCCCAAGGGAGCAUCUAACCCUAUUUCUGAUUCUAAUAUUUGGCUACACGCAGUGGUGCGCUGGACCAAAUUAUCACUGCGUGGGGUGCGCCACGACGAUCCAUCACCAUGUGCCACCUUACGCUGCGCCACAAAAUGACAGCCCCAAGGGAGCAUCUAACCCUAUUUCUGAUUCUAAUAUUUGGCUACACACAGUGGUGUGCUGGACCAAAUUACCACUGCGUGGGGUGCGCCACGAUCCAUCACCAUGCGCCACCUUGCGCUGCGUCACAAAAUUACAGCCCCAAGGGAGCAUCUAACCCUAUUUCUGAUUCUAAUAUUUGGCGACACACAGUGGUGCGCUGGACCAAAUUACCACUGCGUGUGGUGCGCCACCUUACGCUGCGCCACAAAAUGACAGCCCCAAGGGAGCAUCUAACCCUAUUUCUGAUUCUAAUAUUUGGCUACACACAGUGGUGCGCUGGACCAAAUUACCACUGCGUGGGGUGCACCACGAUCCGUCACGAUGCGCCACCUUGCGCUGCGCCACAAAAUUACAGCCCCAAGGGAGCAUCUAACCCUAUUUCUGAUUCUAAUCCAAACUCUACCCUAAAUCUUUAACCCUAGCAUACCCAGUAACCCAAUAUACUACAAGAAUGUAACAAGGUCGAAAGAAAACAAGCGAUUUAAAAAACAAAACUAGUCAAUAAUACUUGUGAUAGUUGUCUACAUGAAGGUGAAUCGUCAGACAGAAGUGUAUUAGCCGGCAGCACCAAUCCUUAUUAAAAGAUAAGUGGGCGGCACCUGCUUGAACAAAUAGUGGGUCAGACCUGCUGACUCCGUCAAGAAUUAGGUGUCGUGUGCUCGGGAUGGGAUUAGUCCUGAUAAGCUUCCCUUGUCUGCCUCGCUGGACAUGUCCUGAGCACGAAUGUCGCCCGCCAUUUGGGCGUUUUUUGCCAGACUAUGGAUGGAAUUUAUUUCCUGCUGGUUAGUGUUUUUCUUCACGUGCGAGGGUACGAUAGCUUUUCUCAGUGUUUACGAGGGUGCAGCUGUAUAGAGGACCGUCAUGGAAGGUCUCUCAUAUGCAUGGAGGAGAACGCUUUUGGGGCCAUACCAGAGAACAUUCCACAUGAUAUGACCAAAAUCCGAAUAGAAAAAUCAAAAUUCACUGAAAUCGGUCGCCACGCUUUCUCAGCGACGCCCGCCUUAGAGAACCUGUGGUUGAACUUCAACGACAUCACCUUGAUCAACUCCAAAGCUCUAGAAGGUGUGAGGAAUUUGACUGAGCUCCGCCUGCAAGGGAACAAGCUGCGCUCGGUGCCAUGGACGGCGUUCGAGGACACUCCGGGCCUGAAGAUCCUGGACCUGAAACACAACCAGCUGGACGUGCUCCCGGAGCACGCGUUAAAAUAUUUGCCCGAUCUGACUUACUUAGACUUAUCCUUCAAUCAGCUUACGGUCAUAUCCAAGGAGGUCUUCCAAAACUGGCCCCUGUACCAAAAACUGCAGAGCGUGGAGGAGCGGGAGUUGAGCGCUUCUCGACCGAAUGUGGUCUUGGCGCUCCACGACAACGCUUGGCUGUGCGACUGUCGCCUCAAGGGCUUUGUGGAGUUCAUCAGGUCUCUAAGUCCCCCGAUUAUUCUGAUGAACUCCUACUUGACCUGCUCCGGGCCGGACUAUAAAGCGGGCAAGUUCUUUCACGAGGUUGAGCUCCAAGCCUGCAUGAAGCCCGUGGUGACCACACUGUCGUCUAACGUCAGCUUGCCGCUGGGCGCCAACGUUACGCUGCGCUGCCUGGCCAAGGCCCGGCCGGACCCUGCGGUGUGGUGGACAUAUGGUCUGAAGAUAAUCAGAGGAUUUCAUGAGUCCCAGGAGAGAGUGGAUGAAGACACCAUCAGAUCCCUCCUGGUCAUCCCGUCCCUCCACGGGGCCGACCGCGGCGUCUAUACUUGCAGCGCCGUCAACUUCAUCGGAAACUCCUCGGCCAACAUUCAAGUGGACAUCCUCUCUCCAGGAGGCUCCCAGUCGUCGUCCCAUGUCGGUUUCCCAGCAGAAGCGGCAGUCCCCGACGAGAACGUCUACAUCGAUAUCCGCAUCGCCAAGCAGACAGUGCGUGGCAUCGCCAUCGAGUGGUUCGCCGCUUUGGACCGCCCGGAUCAGACAUGGUUCACCAUCCAUUUUGGAAGAGCCGAUUCCGACAAGAAGGAGACCAUUUACAUCGGUCCUGGUAUCCGCUCCUACUCUGUCUCCGAUCUGAUGCCCGCCACCAAAUACGAAAUCUGCGUCACCCUCAAGAACCAAGCGCCACGUCCGGAUCAGUGCGUCGUGUUUGUGACCGGAAGUGACAUCACCGAGAUGGAGCAGAGAGAGAAGCUGAUUCACAUCGUGGUCAUCGUCCUGGCUAUGGUACUGGCUGUGCCUAUCGGCAUGUACGCCUGCACCACCGACACCCGUUUCGCCUGCUUGGAGGGGGUGAUGGCGUUCUGGAAAAAACGUCGAAGCGAGAGAGGCUCGGCCGGAUUGGAGGGCGAGCGGCAAGGCACCUUCGACAGCCUGCAGGCGGCCAGCGACGAGGGCCUGGUUCGUAGAGAGUCCAGUGAAGACAGGAAGGCCGGGAGGUUUGUUGCAAAGAUGUGAUUUCGCACCUUUUUUGUCAAGAUUGUUGUUCAAGGGAUUGCACCAUGCGCAACACUUUUUUUUCUCUCUCAGUUCUCUUGUUAUUUUGCAUUUUUCUUUACUUGCUGCUUGAAUUUAAUUGAAUUUAAUUGAAUUUAAUGCUUGGUUACUCAUUUUCCUCAUGAAUAAACAAAGAUAUAGAUAUAAGAUAUAAAGAUCUGUAUGCCGUUGUUUUUGUACUGAAUCUGAAUCAGAAUCAGAAUCAGAAAAGGUUUAUUGCCAGGUAUGAUCAAACACAUACUAGGAAUUUGUUUCGGUAUAGUAGGUGCAGACACAUCUAUUAAAAAAGAAUGAAAAAUACAAAAUAUACAGAAUAACAGUAUAAAUAUAUGUACACAGUCUGUUUUUUGUUGUUAUUCCGGAAGUGCAGUCUGAUUGUUUUUCCUAAAAGUCCAAACUGGGCGUUAAUGUAACGCAUAUAAUGAAGGUGUCAAAGUGGCAGGAUGAAAAAAAAAAGAAAAAAAAGAAAAAGUUACCACUUCCACACAAAUAGGAGGAGAACUCGUUCAUUCAUUCAUUUUCUACCGCUUAUCCUCGUGGGGGGUGCUGGAGCCUAUCCCAGCUGUCUUUGGGCAAGAGGCGGGGGUACACCCUGG
Molecule: messenger RNA, 4658 nt
Organism: Doryrhamphus excisus (bluestripe pipefish)
Lineage: Eukaryota; Metazoa; Chordata; Actinopteri; Syngnathiformes; Syngnathidae
Gene: lrit2
Product: leucine-rich repeat, immunoglobulin-like and transmembrane domains 2
Molecular function (GO): protein binding
Source: RefSeq, a predicted model, not a curated record